CUUAAAUUCGCUGCUGGUCCGGUAAACUGCAAACGCGUUAAGCAUUUCAAAAACUGCUAAUAAAAAAGAAACAUUACAAUUAACUAAGCAUUUUGAUUGAUUAAUAGCCUGUGAUACGUGUAAUAAUAAAACAUUUAAAAUGGAACCUAUGACUUUAGGAAGUCCAACUCAUUCGCCUUCUGGGAGCCCUAACGUGGGAUAUUUGCCUCCUUUCUUAUUAGGUGAAAUAAAUCCGCCGACUAUGACGACUAUGUCCCCGCGGACGAAUAGUUUAUCACCAACAAAAGGCCGUAGUCUUGCUUUCGGUUCACCAACGAGCCCAACUCAAACCUCAACACCAGACCAGAAAUUGUACCGACAGAAUAUGUCAAUGCAAAAACAAGCCAUGUACAACCAUCAGAACAUAUACCCUAACAUGCCUGCAUCACCUAAUGUUUCGUACUCUGCUAAAACAAACGGACCGCCUAUAGAAGAUUUAUUUGACACUAUAAAGAGUGAACCGUCUGUAAAUAAGUCGCUGUUUCAAGAGAAUAGUUUUAUGGGCUAUGGCAAUAAUAAUUCUUUAAUGCAGAAUUCCUAUGUAAAUAAUGUAAAUAACCAGUCGUAUGGAGCAUGGCAGGAUAACUGUCAGGAGUUGGAUGAGUAUUGGGUCACUGUGUUUGGUUUUCCGCCUAAUGCAGCCAAUACAGUACUAGCUAGAUUUAGUAACUGUGGUGCUAUACUUGACAAACAGUACCCCACACCAGGUAACUGGGCUCACAUUCGGUAUGCGACUCGUGCGGAGAAGGAGAGAGCUGUAGCCCUCAACGGUAGACAGGUGCUGCCGGGAGUGAUGGUGGGAGUUGUGGAGUGCAGAGAGCCUCCACGGAUGACUUCCACAAGCCCCAAUGUUACUUCAGAAAGACAUACAACUGCAAGGUCUCUAUGUCCGACGCCAAUCCCCAAUGCCCCAGUGCCGCAGAGGUCUAGUGGACUCAUUUCAAAAGCCUUGGAUUACGUCCUCGGCUGGUGACAAAUACUUUACCAAAUAUAUGAGACUGACUUUCAAACAAUGUGGAAGUGUAAUUAGUUAUUAUUACUUAUAAUUUAAAGCUGGUCGCACAUCGGAUAGCACCGAGCGCAUAUCCAUUUUAAUGCAGUGCAGCUUUUUAAAUUCACAAAGUUUUUUUUAGCUUCGCCAUACUAUUAUUACAAGGCGCCCGUAAAGGUUAUUCCACAGCUAACCCUGCCCUCAGCAAUUCUAGAAACUAGAAACUUCACAUGCCAACUGCAUUGAACUCAUUAUAAGUUAUCAAUACAAAAAACUCACACCAGUUAAUUAAACUCACAUACUACUGAGAUGUGUGUAACUUUCAAAUAGCAGGUUUAAUAUUAAAGAAAUGUUGUAUAUUGCUACACCUGGCGUGGGAGCUUCAGUCAAUUUAACACAUCAAUUUUCGAAAUGUCUUCCUAGAUUAAUAAAUUGUAGUAAAGAGUUUGUUGACAAAUGAAUUGUAAUACAGUCAGGGCCCAGUACCCUUUGCAAAGUUCAAUAAUUGGAACGUCAAGUUUAAAAUCGUUGUAUUUUGGAACAACAAAAUUAAAUAAAAUUUAUCAUUAUUGUAAAAGCUUAAGUUAUUUUCGAUUUAUGUUAUUAAAAUAUCACUGGUUUCAUAAUGUAGGAAACCUGCAUGCCUGAGAGUUCUCCAUAAUGUUCUCAAAGACAUGUGAAGUCCACCAAUCCACACAAGGUCAGUGUUUUGGUAUACAGCCUAAAACCUUCUAACUGUGGGAGGAGACCAGUGCCCUGUAGUGGGUCGAUGUUAAAUCUUAAGCUUGUACAUAGUUCUACAACUAGUCCUCUUGGCAAAACGUUUGUUACUUAAAAAUUUGCUGUACAGAAAUUGCGACUCUUAAAAACAACAUUACAACAGGUCUAUUUUGCUAUGAAAUGAUUGACACGCGGAAGCGACUCCACUUUUGCAAGCAUGCACAUCUAUAUGAAGGGUACGGCCUCAAUUGGCGAAUAUCUUCAAAGAGCAUCCCUAAACGCUACAAAGAUAUGCGGCAUGGUACUUCUGUGUGUGCAAUCAUCUUUGAUUCGCGAGUUUACUAACGAUUUCAUAAUAAAUGAAUGAAAUAUUGAAUCAAAAUAAAUCAUGUGUGACAGCGUGCUGCGAGUUCGGUGCGUAUGCGGUCAGCUUGAAUGCUCGCGAACUCAAUUUGUGUACUAUGUAACAUUGAUUUUCAAUAUAACUUUGAUAGUGAAAAGGAAAGAUUUUGAUUUUUAAAUGGAAACGCAACGAAAAAUGCAUUAUCCAACUCUCAUUCUCAUAAAAUUCUUGUUAAUGCUCCCCAUGAUCGGACUUAAACUGCUUUUUUAUGCUUUUGUGCAUAAGUUUGUAAAAAUAAAAGUCCAUCAAAAAUGUGGAUAUGAUAAAGCAGUAAAAUAUGCUGAUUACAAGCAUUAUCUCAAAUUCCAAGGUAUAUAAUAUGCUAAAGACGAUUAAAUUAAUCAUAUAAAAACGAAAUCAUUUAAUUGUCUCCCUAAAUUUUCUAAAACAGUCAUUUUCUCCUUUAGUAAACAUAAAUAAGUUCGGGUGAACUCAUAUCAGAUUUUCUUUUGGCUUCAAAGUUGUAUUGACCGCAAAGCAGAGCGUUGAGAAAAAAGUUUUUAAAAUGUACAUAACAAUUAUGCUGGUAUUAAAUAAGAAGUCGAAUAAAAUAUUAAUAAAUUA
This is a messenger RNA of Pararge aegeria (speckled wood butterfly), 2717 nucleotides long. It is a transcript of the gene Nup35, whose product is annotated as nucleoporin Nup35. Lineage: Eukaryota; Metazoa; Arthropoda; Insecta; Lepidoptera; Nymphalidae. Gene Ontology annotation, biological process: NLS-bearing protein import into nucleus; nuclear pore organization; regulation of DNA-templated transcription. The coding region runs from base 140 to 1012 and encodes 290 amino acids. Gene Ontology annotation, cellular component: nuclear pore nuclear basket; nuclear membrane; nuclear pore central transport channel. The record is from RefSeq and is a predicted model, not a curated record. Gene Ontology annotation, molecular function: structural constituent of nuclear pore; single-stranded DNA binding; phospholipid binding. The transcript has 4 exons.